CACUGAACAGAGCACCCAUCACCACUUCCUCUUCUUAAUAUAGUUCUAAGAGGAAGAAGAGAAGUCGAGACAGCAAGAAGAGCACCGUUGAUUUGCACCGACUUCAUUGCAUCUCGGUUCCUGUAAAAUACUGGACUUUACUCAUCAGUGACUCCAAUCUGUUCAUCCAUCCACACAAACUCCUGCUCUCCUUGGCAAAACAAACAAUAUAUCAACAUGAACGGCCUGCUGUGUUGUGCUGAAAUUCUGGCCGUGUUGCUGUUUAUCCCGUGGACUUUGUGUUAUCAAACAACACAACAUCAACCAAAUACUGAGGCUUCGACCACCUCUACUGAAUCAACAAAUUCUGGGAGGUCACCCGAGAACGCAACCAUCGGUGGUAGCGCCACAACUCUGACCACCCCUAAAACCACCACACCUACCACCACCACCCCUACCACUGCCAAAACAUGGACAUUUUUUAAUGUAAUAGAGAACACCUAUGCCAAGAUAGUGCUGCUCGUAGCCUGCCCCAUCCUGCUGAUUUCUACCCUGGCACUUGCAUGCAAGGUGUGCCAGCUGAGAAGACGCCUCAAGGCGACAGGCGGCGACUCUGAGUACUGGAUGGGGAUGGACAAGACUAGUAAAGCCGAGUCACAACCAGAACCUAAAGAAAACAGUCUCCUGCUGACAGAGAACGGUCAAACGACUAAGGAGAGCGAUAUCGACGCCGCUAAGGAGGAUGGAGGGAAGGUCGAUGAGGUUAAGCAACAGGGAGACGAGAAGGAGGUGGGAGACUCUCAGAAGGGUGAGGGGGCCGCUACGGCUGCAGCCCCAGAGGAAAGCUCUCCUCCUUCAAAGCCGGCAGAGGAGACCACCAGCUCGGAGCCCACCAAAGAUCCUCCGCCGCCUUCCUCCUCUGAAAACACAGAGGAACCUAAAAAAGAUCCGUAAGGUUUUCUACACGAGUUUCCAUUUCAACGCAACUUAGCAGUCGUUUUCACCAGCUUCUUAGUUCCUUUAAACUAAACAUUUAUGCAUGUAAUUCUAACCCAUCAGACUGCAUAUUUGUCCAUGUAUCUUACAUUUUUCUUUGCUUGCAUAUUUUUUGUCAUGU
Molecule: messenger RNA, 1096 nt
Organism: Xiphophorus maculatus (southern platyfish)
Lineage: Eukaryota; Metazoa; Chordata; Actinopteri; Cyprinodontiformes; Poeciliidae
Product: cell wall protein DAN4-like
Exons: 2
Coding region: 217-933 (238 amino acids)
Source: RefSeq, a predicted model, not a curated record